AUGAUGGAUUUGCAUGUGCUUCUAUGAAGAAAUGCCACGUGUCUCUACUGGUCCAAGAACGAACAUGCCCAGACUACUGCCACCUUAGGGGACUAGGGCUUGAUGACAGCUCUUCCCGGGGAAUCAGGCGUGGUCUGACCCAGGAACAGGAAGCACAUCGUCACCGAUGACAUCAUGACAGCAAGAGAGCACAGCCCUCGCCAUGGCACCAGGGCCCGUGCGAUGCAGCGGGCUUCUACCGUCGAUGUGGCAGCCGACAUGCUGGGCCUCUCUCUGGCAGGAAGUAUACAGGAUCCAGACGAGCCCAUUUUAGAAUUCAGCUUAGCUUGCAGUGAGCUGCAUACGCCGUCGCUAGAUCGAAAACCAAAUAGCUUUGUAGCAGUGAGUGUGACCACCCCACCCCAGGCGUUCUGGACGAAACACGCGCAGACGGAGAUCAUUGAGGGAACCAACGAUCCUAUAUUUCUAAGCAGUAUUGCCUUCUUUCAAGACUCUCUCAUCAAUCAGAUGACACAGAUCAAGCUCUCCGUGUAUGAUGUCAAGGAUAGAUCUCAGGGAACAAUGUACUUGCUGGGCUCUGGAACAUUUGUCGUCAAAGAUCUGCUCCAGGACAGGCGUCAUAGGUUGUAUUUAACACUAAGGUCUGCGGAGAGCGACCGCGUGGGCAACAUCACCGUGAUGGGCUGGCAGAUGGAGGAGAAGUCAGACCAGCGGCCCCCCGUGACCCGGUCUCUGGACACCGUCAACGGGAGGAUGGUUCUGCCUGUUGACGAGAGCUUGACCGAGGCCUUGGGAAUCCGAUCCAAAUACGCUUCGUUGCGAAAAGACACUUUACUGAAAUCGGUGUUUGGCGGUGCCGUCUGCCGCAUGUACCGGUUCCCGACCACCGAGGGCAACCACCUGCGGAUCCUGGAGCAGAUGGCAGAGAGCGUGCUGUCCCUGCACGUGCCCCGGCAGUUCGUGAAGCUCCUGCUGGAGGAGGACGCGGCCAGAGUGUGUGAACUGGAGGAGCUGGGGGAACUGUCCCCUUGCUGGGAGAGCCUCCGGCGCCAGAUCGUCACUCAGUACCAGACCAUCAUCCUCACGUACCAGGAGAACCUGACCGACCUCCAUCAGUACAAAGGUCCCUCGUUCAAGGCAAGCAGUUUGAAAGCAGAUAAAAAGUUAGAAUUUGUUCCCACAAACUUACACAUACAGAGGAUGAGAGUUCAGGACGAUGGAGGAUCAGAUCAGAACUACGACAUUGUCACCAUCGGAGCGCCAGCAGCACACUGCCAAGGCUUUAAGUCAGGAGGUCUCCGCAAAAAGCUGCACAAAUUUGAAGAGACCAAGAAACAUACGUCGUCCAGCUGCCAGUCCAUCAUCUACAUACCACAGGACAUUGUCAGAGCCAAGGAGAUCAUUGCCCAGAUCAACACCCUGAAAACCCAAGUGAGUUACUACGCAGAGAGGCUCUCGAGGGCGGCCAAGGACAGGUCCGCCACUGGCCUCGAAAGAACACUCGCCAUCUUAGCAGACAAGACCCGGCAGCUGGUCACCGUGUGCGACUGCAAGCUGCUGGCCACCUCCAUCCACGGGCUGAACGCGGCCCGGCCCGACUACAUCGCCUCCAAGGCCUCGCCCACCUCCACUGAGGAGGAGCAGGUGAUGCUGAGGAACGACCAGGACACCCUCAUGGCCAGGUGGUCGGGCAGGAACAGCCGGUCUUCCCUGCAGGUGGACUGGCACGAGGAGGAGUGGGAGAAGGUGUGGCUGAACGUGGACAAGAGCCUGGAGUGCAUCAUCCAGCGGGCAGACAAGCUGCUGCAGCGGGAGCGCCUGCAGGCCGAGGGCUGCGACCACAGCCUCCCCGGCACAGGCAGCUGCGCAGGAAGGAAAGGUGAGUGGAGCGAGGCCCUGUACCCCCUGCUGACCACCCUCACGGACUGCGUGGCCAUGAUGAGCGACAAGGCCAAGAAGGCGAUGGUCUUCCUGCUCAUGCAGGACAGCGCGCCCACCAUCGCCACCUUCCUGAGCCUGCAGUACCGCCGCGACGUGGUCUUCUGCCAGACGCUGACGGCGCUGAUCUGUGGCUUCGUCAUCAAGCUGAGGAACUGCCUGCACGACGACGGCUUCUUGCGGCAGCUCUACACCAUCGGGCUGCUCGCCCAGUUUGAGAGCCUGCUGAGCACCUACGGGGAGGAGCUGGCCAUGCUGGAGGACAUGAGUCUUGGGAUCAUGGACUUGAGGAACGUGACCUUCAAAGUCACUCAGGCUACUUCUAAUGCAUCAACCGACAUGCUGCCCGUCAUCACAGGAAAUCGGGAUGGCUUUAACGUGCGGAUCCCCCUGCCGGGCCCCCUGUUUGACGCCCUACCCCGGGAGAUCCAGAGCGGGAUGCUGCUGCGGGUGCAGCCCGUGCUCUUCAACGUGGGCAUCAACGAGCAGCAGACGCUGGCCGAAAGGUUUGGCGACACGUCUUUACAAGAAGUUAUCAACGUGGAGAGCUUGGUGCGGUUAAAUUCCUACUUCGAGCAGUUUAAGGAGGUUUUGCCAGAGGAUUGCCUACCUCGAUCUCGGAGCCAGACAUGCCUGCCGGAGCUGCUGCGGUUCCUGGGUCAGAACGUGCACGCCAGGAAGAACAAGAACGUUGACAUUCUCUGGCAAGCUGCUGAGGUCUGCCGCCGCCUCAAUGGGGUGCGGUUCACCAGCUGCAAGAGCGCCAAGGACCGCACGGCCAUGUCGGUGACACUGGAGCAGUGCCUGAUCCUGCAGCACGAGCACGGCAUGGCCCCGCAGGUCUUCACGCAGGCCCUGGAGUGCAUGCGCAGUGAGGGUUGUCGAAGAGAAAAUACAAUGAAGAAUGUUGGAAGUCGCAAAUAUGCGUUUAAUUCCCUGCAGCUGAAGGCUUUCCCCAAGCAUUACAGGCCUCCUGAAGGGACUUACGGAAAAGUUGAAACAUGAACACACGGUUUCCUCUAAUUAGCUGUUAUGUAAUAAAUGUGGGUACCCUCUAGUGUCAUAUAUGAAUUCUUCAAGAAGACCUGAAGGAUUGGUUUUUACUUUUAUGUUUUUAAAACUAUUUCACUAAAGAGUCUAUAGAGCAUGUUUUUUGCGUUGGAAUCCAUAGCAGGUAAUGUUGGGCUCACUAGUGUGGAGAGUUAACAACUGCCCAUUUAAACAGCCUUCAGCCAUAACCACACAGAUAUCAACAGUUACCUGUAUGAAUCAAGCCAGGUGCGUCUGAAAUGCUAAGACUUUCUAAAACGCCCACUUAGGCAGCUGCUCACCUAACUUAUUUUUCUACUGAGUAACUCAAAAUUGAGCAUUGAUUUACAAUCUACUUUUUAAAAAUCUCCAUGUAAAACAGUAAAUAAUAGUUUAAAUGAUUGGAUCCCGGGCAGACCACUAAAUGUUAAAUGUUAAGGGAAGUUUUGGGGAAAGACGCUCGCUCUGUCUCAUGCGGCCAGGGCGAGUGCUUCUGGUGCAUCAGCCUGCCUGUAACAGCACGGGUGGAACCAGGAGUUGAAGUAAAGGCUGAUAAAUCAGCCUGAGAUAAGACUUAUUAGAAGACAAUACCUGCAAAGCCGCCUGCACAGUAGGGGCCACCCCUGUCCCUUAAAGGACAGGGUGUCUGCUCGAGGGCAUGAGGCCAGCCGGCUCCUGUUGCCUUAUGCCCCGUGUGUAGUCCACGGCCCCAGGGCACGUCUCCCCUUCUUCCCCAGGUCAGGACCUCGCAUGCGGUAUUGUCUGAUGCCUCUCAGUCAACAAUGGGGGAUUUUGCAUAGAGACAGUGGAAGCCUAAAUAUUUUCAAAAUUGGUGUCCUCUGGUGGGUUUCCCAAUUUUUUGUCUUCUAGAAGACAAUACAAUCAUGUUUGAAUGUCUGAUGAAAGUGUCUUUUAGGUCUGCAAUAAUUGUUACUACUCAUUCUGUUAUGUAAGAUGGCUGUUGAGAAAGUUGAGAUAUCUCCUAAAAUGAGAUUUUGAAAGGGAUUAAUGGACCAUAAAACUUAGGAAUUUCAUAGAAAAUUAUGUCUGGUCAUCUAUUAUAAGAUGAUGAUGAGUCAUCUGCACAUAGCAGAGUUUUUUCUUAGUUUAUAUGUUUUUAUCAGUUGUUUUUAUCAUUAUGUUUACAUGUUAUUUAAAAGGCUGUAAAAGAAAUGUAUGUGGCACAUAUUCAUGAUACUGAUCCUAAUGACUUGUGAACCCUUAGGAAGUUCCUUUAUCUAAAAUUCUAAAUGCUAUUCUUUGGGCUCCUCUAGAAAUGCCACUUGGAAACACGUAACAGGCUUGGGCCUGGGGAGCUGAAGCACAGGCCAGACCACCCCUUGGCAGGGACAGAGGGUGGGCAUCAGGUAAGGGUGGAACCAGGUGACCUUUCAGAUCCUUUCCUCCUCAGAAGUCAGUGCACACCUGGAGCCUGCUGUCUCCUGACGCCCACUGGUGAGUGUGAACUGGUGUGGAGGGUGAGUCAGUGAGGGACCCUUGGUGCUCACCAACCCCUGCACAGCUGGGUUCACUGUGGAGGGCGGAGGUGGAGAAACGUGUCCCGCAAGCCCACUGCACAGGUGGCAGCAGGUGGUGUCAGAUUCUCCUGCUGUGUCGAUCCAUGUGCAGAGACAGCUUCCAGUAUGGCUGAUUUAGUCUUUCACCUCCACCACUUCAUUUAAUUUGUCAUUUUCUAGUAUCUAUAUAUUUCCAUCUUUACUCAUUUUAACAUUAUUUUUUAAAACUCCCUUGUAUUUUUAAUGUUACUCAUACAACUUUCAGAUUUUUUUUUUUUUUUUUGGUCUGAAGAGCAUUACCUGCAUUUACCAAAAGGGAAUAUAGCAAAUGUUGUCAUCUGUUAGCGGUUUUGCAUGUGGCACCUUUAUGUGAGUAUUUUCCUAAUUUUGGCUUCAUGUUGGAUCACCAUAAAAGUCGAAGACUUGGCUAAUCACGUAGAAAAUAUUCAGGUUUCAGUAUUCCACCUGAGCGUUACUCCCCCGCUCCUGUGCGGUAGUCAGUCUCACGGCGGCGCUGCACGAUUACAAAGCUCGUUGAGUGGGGGCCACAUUGCCCAUCGUGGUGGCUGCAGGUACCCAGGUCACACGGGAGCUUUGAGUUUUCAGUUGGAGAAGGAAGGCAGUUGUACAGGUUCCCGUAAAAUAGAGGUUCCAUCAAGUGCUCCUUAUAUAAGGCACCCAUUUAAAAAGAAACGUUGAGACACUGAAAGCUCAGAUGUGACGUGGAUUCUGUGAAAGCAUCUGCAGCACAGUUGCCUUUGGUUUCCUUUAAAAACGUACAAAUACUGUAUAAUAAGUUUUGUCCCUACACAAUUGUAUUUGCCAGGCUUAGUGCAUUAAGGUACUUUUAUUUAUUUGUUUUGGACAGUAUUAAUAUAUAUAAACAUAUAGUUACCGUUUUAUAUAUUCUUAGCUCAUUCAAAGCCAUGUAUGCUGUAAAUGUGCUAGUCUUUAGAAUGACAAUAAACAACUAACGAGAUCAUUAAA
Molecule: messenger RNA, 5471 nt
Organism: Aethalodelphis obliquidens (Pacific white-sided dolphin)
Lineage: Eukaryota; Metazoa; Chordata; Mammalia; Artiodactyla; Delphinidae
Gene: INPP4A
Product: inositol polyphosphate-4-phosphatase type I A
Exons: 23
Coding region: 175-2943 (922 amino acids)
Cellular component (GO): cytoplasm
Molecular function (GO): phosphatidylinositol-3,4-bisphosphate 4-phosphatase activity
Source: RefSeq, a predicted model, not a curated record